AAAAAAAAGGUUGCAACAAAUUAUUCAAGUGCAGUAAAAUUACUCGCUGCAAGGUGUACAAUGAGUUCGUAUAAAUUUAAUGUUUAAUCAUUGAGUGUUUGAAAACCAUUUUCGAUCUGUUUCAAAGCUCAGAUUUUCGAAAACAGCGUGACAAGAAUGGAAAACAAAAUCAGUGGAUUUUGAAGAGUGAAGAUUUUAGUAGCACAAUUUAUCUUUCAUCCUGAAGAACCCGUCUGUAUAACUAACAUGCAAUAGGCGAAAUUAUGCUAUCGGCGUCAUUCAAGAUAGCAUUGCGGUUAGUUCGUAUCGUGCCGUUGGUCAUAGAACAUCCUAAGGAUGACGUUUACUAUCCCCGUGAAUUUGGUUUAUCGCUUUUGAUUUCGUGAAACUACAUGCGUUGGCCUUGAACACUCGAGGCAGAAUUGGAAUAUACGUCGACUGAACAACCGCUCAACCAGAAUGAAACUUCCGGAUUGGAUAAAACGUGCCCCAAAAUCAAAUGUGGGUGUGAAGAGUAUCAAGAAAACCCAAAGUAAGAGUGACUAUCAAUCUUCGCAUCGCCAUAGAAGAAAAUCCAGUACAACUUCUAUGAAAGGAAAGAAAAAGCGGAACUCAUAUGUGUCAUCGUCUAUAACAACCAAAAAUUUCUAUCCUGUGGAACACUUUUUGAAAACUAGUUCCGGUCUCAACGGUUACAGUUGUCAGCAUACAAAAACGCUACCAGCUUAUCAUAAAGGGUACAGAAAUCGUAACGACCUGUACUCAUUGAUAGCCCCUGAUGGACGUCCAUGUGAAAAUGUUUUAGCCGCAUCCGCAGACUUAUCUAGACCAGUUGUGAACGUUAUGGAUUAUGGACCCCACCGACACUUUGUACAGCGCGACUGUUUUCCCGCCGAAUCCUCGAAAAUGAUGCAAAGACAGUUCACUGAUAACCAGUGUUUCGGAAUGAAUGUGAAUCCAACGGCAACGAUGACGAUAGACCGUAGAUUUACACCCACUUCUAGAGCAUUUGCUGAUAAUUAUCUGACAACGCUGCCCAGGGCGAGCCAGAUGCCUGUACCCUUGAAUGAACACUUCAAUACGCGUAAGCAAAACUGCCAACAAAGAAUGUGCAUGCCAGACAAAAGACAUGUAAUCAAUCAGCCUUCAAACGGAGAUGGAGAUCAAAAGAUGAAGGAAACAGCGAUACCUGGCGCCCAUUUUAAUCAAAAACAAGCACAGAUUAUUCCAACCGCUGCUUCCGGCAUAUGUGUCAAUAGAAAUGAUAGUUUCAGGCGAUACAGGAUUCCAUCCCCAGCAGCAAUCAUUGGUAUGAUAAACGAUAGAUAUAUCAGCAGCAGAAAAAGACCCAAGAGCGAACGUACUUCAUGGGAUUAUAGCACUGUUACACUGUCACGAGUACCCGGGUAUGGAUUCGGCAUUGCUGUUUCCGGUGGUCGCGACAAUCCGCAUUUUGCAAACGGUGAUCCAUCAAUAGCCGUGAGUGAUGUACUCAAGCAUGGGCCUGCUGAGGGACAGCUACAGGUUAAUGAUCGAAUCAUAUCGGUCAAUGGAAUAUCGUUAGAAAAUGUAGAGUAUGCAACGGCCGUGCAGGUGCUGCGUGAUAGCGGCAAUACUGUCACGCUGGUGGUGAAGAGACGCGUACCAAACCAUAGUCUGAUGCAACCCACGGGCGGCAGCAGCGCCAUUCCAGGGGGAACUUCUCACCAGCAUCAGCACAGCCUAAGCUCGACCGGUAUCGUCUUAGGCUCGUUAGGCAACAAUGGAUCUCAGCAGCAAAUCAAAGUGAUUGUUACUAAAGCAAGCAAAAAGGAUGAUUUCGGCAUCGUUUUAGGAUGUAGACUAUUUAUUAAGGAAAUUUCGUCCAAGACGAAAGACCAACUGGUUGCGAAUGGUUAUACUCUACACGAAGGAGACCUUGUAACAAGGAUACACAAUACCAACUGUAACGACUCAAUGAGCCUGAAGGAGGCGAAAAAAAUCAUGGAUGGCUGUAAAGAAAAGCUGACGCUGGCCGUUUUACGCGAUUCUACCACUGCAACGUUGAACACCGGUAUGGGCGGAGGAAACAGUUCGGGCAUGCAAUCGCCCGUGUAUUCCCAUACGGCGCAAGUAUCAAACUGCAGCAAUAUGGAUGAAAGCUAUUUGAAUGGAAAUGGUGGGGGCUCGUAUUCGGGACAAAAUUUAUACGUUCAACCACCGACGCGACCUUCAACUAUGAGUACGUUACUAGUUGAUGAUAAAAGCAACCUCACGCCACGGGGUAGAUCACGUGGUCCACUAACAGAUAUUUCUUUACAACAACUAGACAGACCCAGUACGCCACCGGGAGCGACCAGCAGCAGAGGAACCGAAGGACCAUCCAAUAGUGGUGGACAUACACGGUCACGGAGCAUAAUCGAUGAACCGCCACGACCACCUCCUCCUAGAGGGGAAGAUUUUUACAGCACGAGACGUCCGUUGCACGAUGACAAAACUACUUCGGAGCCACGUUACAUCACAUUCCAGAAAGAGGGCUCCGUUGGUAUCCGAUUAACUGGCGGCAAUGAAGUUGGUAUUUUUGUAACGGCCGUUCAGCAGAACAGUCCAGCUGCUGCGCAAGGACUUGUUCCCGGCGAUAAUAUACUGAAGGUGAACGAUAUGGACAUGAAUGGGGUAACCAGAGAAGAAGCGGUGCUGUUUUUGCUCAGUCUACAAGAUCGCAUCGAUCUAAUUGUGCAGUACUGUAAAGAGGAAUACGAUAAUAUAACUGCGCAACAAAGAGGAGAUUCGUUUCAUAUCAAAACCCAUUUCCAUUGCGAAAAUCCAUCGAAAGGCGAAUUGUCCUUCAAAGCAGGGGAUGUAUUUCGGGUGAUAGACACGCUGUAUAAUGGUGUCGUAGGUGCAUGGCAAGUCUUACGGAUCGGCCAUGGUCAUCAAGAGUUACAACGGGGUGUAAUACCCAAUAAAGCACGAGCAGAAGAACUUGCGACGGCUCAGUUCAACGCCACGAAGAAGGAGAUGAACGCUUCAGAGUCAAGAGUCAGUUUCUUUCGCAGACGAAGGUCUACACAUAGACGCUCGAAAUCUUUGUCGCGGGAAAAUUGGGACGACGUUGUCUUCUCGGAUUCCAUUUCCAAAUUUCCAGCAUAUGAAAGAGUGGUCCUACGGCAUCCUGGCUACGUACGUCCAGUUGUCUUAUUUGGACCGGCCGCUGAUAUCGCUCGUGAAAGACUUAUAAAAGAUUUUCCCGAUAAAUACACUGCUCCGUUACAAGAUGAUGAUAAAGGUUCAUCGAAAAGUGCUGGUAUAGUGCGGUUAUCCAACAUCCGCGAUAUAAUGGAUCGUGGCAAACAUGCUCUGCUAGAUAUCACACCUAACGCUGUUGACCGUCUAAACUAUGCGCAGUUUUAUCCGAUCGUCAUCUUCCUGAAAGCUGAUACUAAACAUAACAUAAAACAACUGCGACACGGUUUGCCAAAAUCACAACACAAAAGUAGUAAGAAACUUUUCGAACAGUGCCAAAAACUAGAACGCGUCUGGUCACAUAUAUUUAGUGCGACUAUCAACUUGAAUGAUCCGGAUUCAUGGUAUAGAAAACUGCGGGAUUCCAUCGAUCAGCAGCAAAGCGGUGCUGUUUGGAUGUCCGAGACAAAGCCAGUAGAGUCCUUGUCCGACGAUUUUCUGUUCCCUAUGACCACUUCCCGACUCUCCUACGCCUCAAGUCCGGAAUCGGAUCUGGAACUUAGCCCGGGACCAUCGGCCUCAUUAUCAUUGGGCAACUUACCGCAAUUGGUGAAGUCAAGCUCUGAUCCUUCGAUCGCCACUAAUCAGGAUAACUUGGAUAGGGAUAGAGAACUCGGUGAUGGAAUGCCACCACCAUAUACGAAUCCAUACGAGCAUUCGGGCCAUCCUCGGCGUAUGACUGUUGACAACAAGUACGGGUUUUCUUCUAAGGGUAAUAUAGGAGCACAGUUACAACCUGAGGAUGCCAUCUAUGGUUCCUCAAGACCUCCGCCACCAAUACAACAUCCUAACUCGGGGUCAAGUCACUUUGUUCCAGAUUUACCACCCCGGAUAGAUCGAGCAUCGAAGCCAUCCAAUAACACCACCUCCAGUACUCCUGCUUCGUCUCUGCCAUCGCGAAAUUCUAGCACCGGAGGCACCCUUGGUCGUUCGGCUCAGGAGCGACUUUUUGGUGCUAAAACCUCUACGGAUAAUCUAGAUCUUACGGAAGACGACUACGCCACUCGGAGCCAAUUACUUGGAGGUGCUGUUGCUGCCGCGGAUAAGCGGGAAGCCGUCAGCAAUGGAAUCAAUUCGCUCGAGCGAAUACAAAGUUCGUCGGUAGAACGGGCACGGCUGGGCUCCGGACCGCCGGUCCCCUCGGCCAAUCCAAACACGACGAGUAAAACCAAUGGAUCGUACGAUAGUGUAUCGAGCUACGACACGUACAACACGUCGCAGCUGACGGCGCAGAAUAUGAGGUUAGGACCCAAUGCGCCCGAUGAUCUUAAAUCGGUGCCGAACGGACGAAAUGGCGCAAACUUACCACCGAAUCCAACGUCUGUAUCAGAUUAUACUCGCAAUUUACCCAACAACGAUUUGCUGAUGACCCCACCACGGAGCGGUCAUGUGCACUCCGAAAGAACGAAUUCCAAUGGUACGCAUGAUGUGGCAAUGAAUAAAAACUCUGGAGAUCGGACGAUGGUCCCACAGCGGCCUAUGAAUUUAGCCCUCGACAGCCCGAGAAAGCACAUCAUGGAAACGAAAACCGACUAUGGGAAAUACAGCCGUAACAACUCAGCGUCGCAAGCAGAUUACUCCAAAACAAAUAAAGUGCCGCCGCCACUGUUAGGAACGCCUCCAGUUAAUGGAACCAACGGCGGGGUGCCGUUCAAACCAGUUCCGCCACCUAAGCCGAAAAACUACAGACCCCCGAUAGGCGGAAACAAUGCUGCAUCUGGAAACGGCGGUCAUAUGGGCUCUGGUCAAUGGGAUAAUGGGGAACCAGUCUCCCCUCGAUCACCUAAUGGAUUCUACUAUCCACCUAUGUCAUCGCAUUACCAUCAGGGCAUUGCCCAUAACGUUCCAAGUUCACCCAAUAGUAAUCAUAUGAACACUAGCGGCAAUCAUCCUUCACAAAUGCAUGCGUAUAAUCAAUUUAGCGGAAAUGCAUAUAGUGGAGGUUACAAUGGGAAUAGUAACGGUGGUCAGCCGCAUUAUAUCAGGAAUCCCAACCAAGAUGCCGGAAUGGGCCCUUACGGAAAUCCUUAUGGGAAUAAUUAUCUACAUCGAGGUGGCGGGGUGCCCAAUCAUGUAACAGGAAACAUGCCGUCAAUGCACUCAUCAGAACGACAUCCUCUGGAUUUAGCUGGUAGUCGAGAGCAGCGUGGAUCGGCGUUUGAGUUGUAUCGAAAACCUCAGCUUGGUACCGCAGGGCAUCAUCACAAUUUACGCGAAAUGGAGCCAAUGAUGUCGAUACACGAAUUUAAUCAGCACCAACAGAAUCUAAUGUACCAAGAAAACAUUCGACAGCGGCAGAGGCAGCCACUGCCUUUUAUCCCGGGAACAUCCGGGUAUUCCAACGUUCCACCAGAACUCCCCGCGAAGCCCCCCAAAAGAAGCAUGCUGAAAUCUCCAUUGAAAGCGAUCAAAAACGUGUUCAUGCGGUCAACGAGACCACUUCGUAGACAGGUAAGCCUUGCAGAGGCGGAUAAAAAAUUGCGACCCAUCUUGAAGCGACAGCAUUCGAUGAUGGAACCACGAUCGACACGAAUGAUGGACACACGAUUCCAAGAGCCUCUAUAUGAUCCCCGUCAGUAUUACACCCAGCAGCACUACUAUGGCGACGCCAGGCAUAUGGUGGCGCCACCUCCAAUUCCUAUGCAAGGUUAUCAAAGACACGAACCGUAUAAUCCCAAUGACCCUAAUAGCACCUAUCAAAAUCUAGAAACUGAAUCGAUAUAUGGCAAUUAUGCUGGCCCUUCAUAUUAUGACCAAGAAAACCUGUACGCGAAUAGAGCACUGAUUGAACUGGAACGUUCCCGUCCGCCAGCCACGGGGCCAAGCACAACCGGACGAAGAAUAGUUCGCCGCCAUAGCAUGGCCGAUAGACACGCUGCAUCACCUAGCUUUAGUCAUAUGAAUCGACGAAUGAUGGGUUCGGGAAACCACCGCGUGGAAAUUAAUACUUCCCUAAAGGGUGAAUCUAUCUACCAGAGCAGAAGCGGUUCGUACCUGUACAACGAUGCGCACGAUUCAUCGCAACGUGCACUAAACGAACCUGUGUAUCAGUCCAGGAAGGAGAUGCAUAGAGAUCAUCUCUAUCAAAGUAAGAAACAGAUGCAAGAUCGAAUACAGCAAAGUCGGCUGGAGAUUCAACAGAAUCAGCAACAGGAGCCGAGUGACUCUUCGUGUAGUUUGAAUCGGAUGAGAGAUUCCGCUGAAUCAAGUUCGAGUUCGACUCAUUCCCCCGGAAACUCUAUAUACUCUUCUCGUAAAGAAAUGAAGGAAAAGGGGAUAAAACCUCGCACUCAAUUCAGAGAUCAGAUCAAUCAGUCGAGACGCGAAGCAAUGGAAUCUAUGGCUGAACCUGAUAUCGUUUUGAAACGGGAAUUGAAACACGAACCAAUCUAUGAAUCUAAAAAUGAGAUUGAAACGACGUCAUCUUUGAACCUUAGUAAGUUGCAGAUAAGUGAGAAUAUUCUAGAACUGAAUAUAAGAGAAGAUGACCCAAUGAAUAGAACAAGCAUCGAUUACAUUACGAGGGAAGAUGACACACGCGCUAGCAAUGAGAACGAUCUAAAAGGGGAUGGGGAUUUUUGCAAAGCUGCUCCUCUUGCCGUUUCGGAGGAUGACGAUGAAGAUGAGACUCUUACCAGAUCGAACGCAAACGAAUCCGAUCUACAGAAGGAAGCUGCUGUCGUUUCGAGUCAAAUGAAAGUAACUACUCCACUCAGUUCGCGAUCUACACACAUUUCCAACUUCCUGAAACGCACGGCACCACCGCCUCCAGCAUUCCAACCGCCACCGCCGCCGCCGGCGCCAGCGGUAUCCAAAGCAUCACCAAUUAGCACCACACCGGCGCUUAGUAGCCCCCCGGUGCAAGAUAUGUACACGAGUAGAACAUCAAUCGAAACUCAGUAUACCUCACAGAUGAGUCUUCCGAUUGGACCCCCGAAUGCUCACAGCACACCGUUUGCCAGUGAAAUGUCAAUUGGCUUACCACCGCCGCGACAACCGAUCACCAGACGGGGAGUGUUCGAUUCAUCGGGGGGUACCCUGGCGGACCACAUCUGGAACGUAUCGCUGCAAAUCCCUCCGGGUGCCAUUCCGACCGGCGUCAAACAGGAAAUCUAUUUCACCGUAACGGACCCACGAUUGAGUGAAAGUGUUGGUGGCCCACCGUUGGACAUGGAAAACGGUGAAACAAUGCUUUCGCCACUAGUUAUGUGCGGCCCACAGGGGACGGAAUUCCUGCAGCCGGUGACACUCAACAUUCCGCACUGUGCCAGUCGCACUGCAUCGCUUGGACUUUCACUGAAGGCGACGGAUAGUGAGAAAACCUUACAGACAGACUGGGACAACAUUGAUCUGCCAACCAAUGCGGCGGCGCAUACCGUCUCUGUCAAGGUGGAUCAUUUCUAAAAUUUCGUGUUAGAAGCAUUAGAAGGAAUCUCUUUUUAGUUCUAAGAUGUACAGAUAUACUAUCUCAGUAUUGCAUAGUUACUCAAAACUUUUAUUUGUGCCUUCAAAUUGAUUAAAUAGGUAAACAUCGUGAGGAUCGUGUAAGUAUAAUCGUUUGAGUUGUUCCAAUUGCCAUCAAAACUAAAACAUCAACCUUAUAUGACAUAAUAUAUUUUAUAUUGAAAAUCAUUGCCAUUACGACACAAGUUUGCACAUAGUCCAAAUUCCUAGCUCUUUAGUUGUAUCUAUAUAAGUCCAGUUUUCAAAUAAUAAUCACUAAAUAAAUUUGAAAAACAUCAGCAACUUUUACAUUACACACACACAUACUCCCGUUAUCGAUUUAUAUGUGCGCCGGUAUAGUCAUGUACUAGCAUAUUUGUGGACAGCACAAAACGAGAAUGUAAGAUAGAUACUAUUGGAAUACGCAUGUAAAUUAUACUAAAUUUGCCACGGUAGGUGCAGAAUAUAUGGUUUUGUAGAAUA
This is a messenger RNA of Toxorhynchites rutilus septentrionalis, 8151 nucleotides long. RefSeq names its product tight junction protein ZO-2 (gene pyd). Lineage: Eukaryota; Metazoa; Arthropoda; Insecta; Diptera; Culicidae. Gene Ontology annotation, biological process: cell-cell adhesion; regulation of apoptotic process; cell-cell junction organization. The record is from RefSeq and is a predicted model, not a curated record. Bases 460 to 7629 code for a protein of 2389 amino acids. Gene Ontology annotation, cellular component: plasma membrane; bicellular tight junction. The transcript has 15 exons. Gene Ontology annotation, molecular function: cell adhesion molecule binding.